Fibroporia radiculosa is the source of this 1371-nucleotide messenger RNA. RefSeq lists its product as uncharacterized. The record is from RefSeq and is a predicted model, not a curated record. Gene Ontology annotation, biological process: mitotic spindle assembly checkpoint signaling; meiotic sister chromatid cohesion, centromeric. Bases 1 to 1371 code for a protein of 456 amino acids. Lineage: Eukaryota; Fungi; Basidiomycota; Agaricomycetes; Polyporales; Fibroporiaceae. The transcript has 2 exons. Gene Ontology annotation, molecular function: protein kinase activity.
AUGUCCGACGCCAUGGACGAGACUGAACCUCCAAUUGUCGAUUGUGAUGUUCUGGAGGCCGCAAAAGAGAAUAUCCAGCCUCUAGCCUCAGGACGACGCGUCACAGCUCUGUCCGCCAUCCUCUCUACCCCACACGCUCAACGUGAAAGUCGCCUCGCUGCUGCCCGGAAUCGCCAUCGGAUAAACGUCGAAGUCGCGCUGGAGGAUGAUGAUGACGAUCCAUUGGAAGCUUACUGUCGAUUUGUCUAUUGGACAGUCGAGAAUUAUCCGCAGGGCCACAGUGCCGAGUCCGGGCUGCUCGAACUGCUAGAAGAAGCUACACGCGUUCUCAAGGAUAAUAGUGGGGGAAAGUGGCGAGGUGACAUGCGAUACCUGAAGUUGUGGGUGCUGUAUGCGAGCUACGUGGAGAAACCCGCGAUCGUAUUCAAGUUUUGCAUGGUGAACGAGAUCGGAACAAGCCACGCGCUACUGUACGAAGCGUACGCGACGGUGCUUGAGCGGGCAGGGAGACGGACCGAAGCGGACGAAGUCUACUUGCUAGGAAUUGCGCGGAGGGCAACACCUCUGGAGCAACUUGAAAGCAGGCACCGUGAGUUCCAGAAGCGUAUGAUGUCUUCAAUCACCUUGCCUCUCGCGGCCUCUGAGCCACCUACUUCAAGUUCUACCUCAUCGCGCAGGCAGGCACUUUCGGAGACAGCAUCAUCUACGCGCACUCGAGUGACCCGCUCUGGAUCCACACGAAGUCCCACUGUGCCUCAGGACGUGUUCUCCGCACCACCACCUUCUACGACACUUCCGCAUUCUAACGCGCGUCUACAAAUAUUUGUUGACCCUUCUGGUACUGGCGCUGCCGAGGCGCAAGGUAAUUCGUCUUCGACCGCGCCUUGGCCGGAGCUUGGAACGCGUAAGUCACGCGUCAAGGAGAACAUACCUGAAGUCAAAAAGGCAGCAGGAACUACCUUGCGCCAGACUGGUCGUGCACAGAGAGUGGCUGCAGCUCCUUCAGGCUCUAGAAUAGCCGUCUAUAGAGAUCCAGAGCCGGGUUCCAUAGACGAGGGCGAGGAGAUGCCAUCACCAUCUGCCACAGUUCCUAGAGAAAAGACGAAGAGCAAGAUAGUAGUGUUUCGUGACGACGAAUCUGCAGCAGAUGGUGCGACUAAUGGGCCCAUGUCUCCUACAACGCCAACUUUCGUCCCAUAUCGCGACGAAGAGCUGGGUACACCCUCGUCGUCGUCCGCUGUCCCUUCGUCCGUCAUCAAAGUGAAAGCGAUUGGAUCGCGGAAGGAGGGGCCUGGCACAACGGAGUCGGAAGCAUUGCGUAAGGAUCCCUUCAAGAACUAUGAAGCGUUUGAAAAACCUUCUGAAAGUUGA